AUGGCCCAGCCGGCCAAGCCCACCCGUGCGCCCCGGCCCUCCCUCUCCUCCUUUCCCCUGGGCCGAGGCAGGCCAGGCCGCCCCCAGGCCUGCCCCGCGUGCCCCCACCACGCGGUCGUCUCCAACCUCCAGCCGCCCCACGAUCUCCCGCACGCACACACGCACACGGAGACCGUCCCGGCCACCCCUCCUCUCCCACUCGCCCCACCUCUCCCCGCGCUCCCCCACUCGGCCGAGCCCGCCCCUAUAAAGCCCCCGGCCUCAUCUCUCUUUUCCCCCUCUUCUCCCUCUCAGCCACGCCCCCAGGCUGCCCAGAUUGCUCGCCGGAGCGCCGCCAACCGCGCCGCCUCCAUCCGCCCGCCACGGCCGCCUCGGCCCGAAUCCCUCCAAGCCGCUGCCGCCACCCCACGCGUCACCUCAAGCCGCACGCCGUCCACGAUUCUGCCAAGCGAGGAGACGCCAGGAAUGUCGUCGCCGCCCGCCGUCCAAAUCAUAUCUACAUCUCCACCAAAUUUCACCGUCAAAUUCCUUGUAUUUCGCUCAGAAUCGACGGAUUUUUGGCUCAAUUUCCGCUCGGUUCAUCCCCGCUUCUUCCGAGUCGUGGCCGACCGGCAUCGCUGGUCCUUGACCAGCGGCAUCGCCGUGCUCCCGGCACUCGCCGGUGCCUGGUCAGCGGCACUGCCGCCCGCCCACAUCGCCGCGCGGCCACCAGCUCCCUCCACGCCUGGAUUCAUCCUACCGCCGCUCGCCUUCCGCCUCGCACAGCAGGCAAGCACACCAAGCGCCCUGCAGCGCCGCCCCACCACCAGCUUUCCGCCGCGCCGGACCGCCACCAAGCGCCUCCGCCACCAGCGCCGCUCGCCCGCCAGCCCAGGCCCAAGGCGCCACACCACCACCGCCACACCACCGCGCGCGCCUCGCAGCUUCCGCUCGCAACCGCUGCGCCCGAGCGCGCCCGCCCAGCUCGAUCGCCACCAGCACAGCAAGCACCAGCAGAGUUCCGCCAGGAUCGCCUCACUCCGCCCUCGGCUCCUUGCUCACGCGCGCAGCUAUAGCACCACCGGCAGUGCCGCCAAGACAACACCGGCAAGUGCCGUGCUGCACACCCCCGGCAGUGCCGCCAGAUGCACCCCGGCAGUGCCGGCCCUGUACAGUUUUAGUUUCGCUCCAUUCUGA
Molecule: messenger RNA, 1176 nt
Organism: Lolium perenne
Lineage: Eukaryota; Viridiplantae; Streptophyta; Magnoliopsida; Poales; Poaceae
Source: RefSeq, a predicted model, not a curated record